GCAGGAAUAAUCCUGAAAGGAUGCUUCAAAACUCCAGGCUGGAGCCAAGCAGCGCGUCUGUCUGGGCUGCAGCUGCAGGGGAGCCAGUCUGCAGGAUAAACUCGCACCUGGAGGGGGUCCCACUUCUACCUGCUCACCGGGUUUGCUGCGUGUUUGCAGCUCUGCGCGCUGCUGAGAGGAGCCACCUGGAGAACACAUCCAGCGCUGCUUGGUUUGGAUCUGAGGAGAAACUUUCAAAGCGGCGCCAUGGCGCGUUUCACCGAACCUCUGCUCCUCUUUCUGGUCAUCUUCAGCCCAGUUCUCACCGACUCUCCCACGGAGGAAAUUGAGGUUUUGGCAUUAUUGCCACAAAAUAACUCUUUUCUGUUUUCACAAUCAAGAGUCGCACCGGCGAUCCGUUACGCUCAGGACAGGCUGAGGGCGGAUCAUCCAGGCUUCCACUUCAACAUCCACUUUGAGGACUCCGACCAGGUCAACCACGCGCUGUUCGCGCUGGCAGACCGCUCCUGCAGCCGCAAACCGGACCUGAUCCUCGGUCCGGUCCGCGAGUACGAGGCGGCAGGUGUGGUGAGGCUGGCAUCCCACUGGCACAUCCCGGUGAUCUCCGCAGGUGCGCUGGCCACCGCCUUCAGGGACAAGCAGAGCGAGUACUCCCAGCUGACCCGCAUCGCCCCGUCCUACGUGAAGAUGGCAGGGAUCUUCAGCGCGAUGUUCGAGCACUUCACCUUGAGGAGCGCCCUGCUGCUGUACGAGGACGACCGGAGGGAGCGGGACUGCUACUUCACCCUGGAGGGGGUCCACCACCUGAUGGACCACUACGAUGUGGAGGUUGAAACUAUCCACCAGGAGCCAACUUUCAAAUAUGAAGACAUCUUCAAGACCAAUCUGGACAUGGAAGUCGUUAUCAUGUGCGCCGGAGCCAACAGGAUUCGGGAGAUCAUGCUUGCAGCACACAGACGUCAGCUGACCAAUGGCAGCAACAUGUUUUUUAAUGUGGAUCUCUUCAACGCCUCUUCUUAUGGAAACGGUUCAUGGAGGAGGGGCGAUGAGUUUGACGACGAGGCGCGGCAGGCCUACGCCUCCCUGAACACAGUGACUCUUCUCAGGACAGUCAAGCCAGAGUAUGAGAACUUCUCCAUGGAAAUGCAAAGGUCCACAGAGGAACUAGGCCUGUAUGGCUGUGAUGAUUGUGGAAAUGUCAACAUGUUUGUGGAAGGAUUCCAUGAUGCUUUGGUGCUUUAUGCCAGUGCAUUAGAUGAGUGCAUGAAGAGUGGUUGCACAAAGAAGAACGGCACUGAGAUAACGUCACGCAUGUGGAACAGAACCAUUGAAGGAAUUGCUGGCCAGGUAUUCAUAGAUGCAAACGGCGACAGAGUCAGGGAUUUCUCUCUGAUGGCCAUGACCAACGUUGAAACGGGAAGCUAUGAGGUGGUAGCCAACUACUUUGGGAAGAAUAAAAGCUUUCAGUUGUUGCCUGCCUUCAGGAGUGAUCAUUUCACCCUGAAGAGAAGACAGGAGGUGCCAGAAAAAGAAAAAGAAGUGGAAAAUCCUUCAUGUGGACUGGGAGUAUCAGCCUUAACCGGAGUCACGGUUGGAGCUGUUCUUGGAGCGGUGAUGCUGAUAGCGUUCUACUUCUUCAGAAAAAACUACAGGAUAACCAUUCAGCGGCGCACACGUGGCGAUGAACCCGAAUCCGUGAAGCACCAUCAGUUACGAGAAGACUCCAUUAGAUCAAACUUCUCUGCAGCGUAAUCCGCGGUGAGGACGGGUUCCUUCCAGAGGAUCAUACGUAUGAAUGUGGCCAAAGACUUCAUUGUUUCCAGCUGUGCCAUGUCAUCUGCAAACAGACUUUUCUGGUUUUAUUCAGGACGGUUUUACUUCUUAGAACCUGGGACUGCUUUAACAGGAAUAGAGCCCCAUCAGCUCACACAAUGACACCAGAAUAAAGUUCCCUGGUGAACUGAAGAGCUCACCAUUUUUUUUUCUUUCAGUGUUUUUUCCACCAGUUUUCCGUUUAUUCUGAAGCUAAUGGAAAUGAUCUGUCUUAACUGAGCUAUUUCAUGUUUUAUCCUGAGGUUUAAGCUCCUGAUUUAUAUUUUCUCUUUUCAAAUUUUAAAUGGACUUUUAUUCAAAGAUUAAUUUAGGCUGUGUCAAACACAAGAUUUGUGCAGGUUUGACAUUAAUUAUUUAUUUGUUUAUUUCUCAUCAUCAUAAGUAGGUCAGUGAGAAUCCUUUAUUAUUACUAUUACUGCAAAUAUUUGAUAUUGGAACUAAUCUGGUUGUUUUAAGGUUUUUAGAUUGAAUGUUUCUCUCAGUGAAGUUAAAGAAAGAAGUUUAAUUGAUUACAACUUUGGUAAUUUGUUUGUUCUGUUUGACCCACCGGUCGAAAAAAGUCCCACACUGCAAAAAAUUGAAAUCUAAAAUAAAGUAAUUGUAUUUUCUCUUGA
This is a messenger RNA of Cyprinodon tularosa, 2447 nucleotides long. It is a transcript of the gene npr3, whose product is annotated as natriuretic peptide receptor 3. The transcript is spliced from 8 exons. Bases 247 to 1752 code for a protein of 501 amino acids. Gene Ontology annotation, biological process: regulation of blood pressure; vasodilation. The record is from RefSeq and is a predicted model, not a curated record. Gene Ontology annotation, cellular component: membrane. Gene Ontology annotation, molecular function: natriuretic peptide receptor activity; peptide hormone binding. Lineage: Eukaryota; Metazoa; Chordata; Actinopteri; Cyprinodontiformes; Cyprinodontidae.